Messenger RNA from Leptosia nina, 726 nucleotides. Lineage: Eukaryota; Metazoa; Arthropoda; Insecta; Lepidoptera; Pieridae. The record is from the annotation of a GenBank genome assembly.
AUGUCCGGUUUUAAAUCGUUACGCAACGCAAGUGUUAAAUUCGGUAGCGAUAUUCGAGCCGACCUGACCGACUUGUUUUGUGCAAAAGUUGAUGAUGACUUCGAAGAUGUUGUUUCUAAGAAGAACAAGGAUUUGUGCUGUAUAACAUCAAAAUUGCGCUUACUUCAGGCGCAAAUGCUAGCAGGAACACCAGACCUCAAAGAUACACAGAAAACGACAGAUGAAGCAAUUAAUGAUUACGCAGAUGUAGUCGCACCAAAACUUAUUGAACAGCAGUUAGUCAAGGUGUUAACUCAAAAUGAAGCUGUCAAGAAACUUGUCACCACAUCCAAUAGACAUUUGGAGCCAGAGCUUGUUGAAAGAAAGGCCAAGAUAAUCAAUCAAGCUGCUGAGUUCAGUGAAAAAGAAUUGACACUUCUUCGCCUCAGUAAUAUUCUUUCCGAAAAAGAAAGAGAACUUCUAGAAGUAAGAAAAGAGUGGGAUUCUGCCAGAGAACAGUUAAAGAGCAGUCAGAAUAUCGGGAAUAGUGAAGAACAAGAUUUUGGACCCCAUUAUAAGAGCCUGAAAUCCAUAGUUGACAAAAUGGAGAUGAUGCGCUGGCUAAUAUCCAGGCUAGUCACCUCUGGUUCUGGACAAUAUGACUGGGCAACCGAUCCCCACAGACGUAUCCAGGUGCUGGCGUUAACUAGGCAGGCUCAUAGUGUGCAAAGCUUCACAGAUAGUUAG